AGCCUACUGUGAUUAUUUAAAGAUAAUCUGUAAAACAAAUGAAAGGGUUGAUUGCUGCUAAUUGUAUUGUCUGGUAAAGAUGCUGUAAGAUUGUUACUACCUAUCAUUAUCGUGGUAUCGACACUGACAGUCUUGUUGACUAGCUUUAGGCUAGAACAGUAGAAGUUGAAAUGGAAGUCUAUGAAGCGAUUGCUGAUUUUGUUCGCCCUACUGAAAACCCCUACCAAAAAUCUCCAGGCAGUUACAAUAAUGUUUUAGAAUUUUGCAAAGGAGACCAGUUUGAAAUAUUUCACAGUGGAACAUUAACUCAAUGGUGGGGUGCAAAAGCUCUAAAGGAUAGUACCACAGGCUAUGUUCCAGCCAAAUAUAUGAAGUAUGUGAAGAAAUUAGAUGGUUCUGAUAUACCAGAAAAUUACAUAAUUUUCGAACCAAUUUUCUUUUUGAAAACAUUGGAAUUAUUAACUACACGUACUAGUACCGGCAGCUUGAAUCUUGGUGCCACAAGUUUAGCUACUACAGUUUUAGGACAUGGUAACAUGGGGAUAUUUAUUUAUAAGAAAGGUAUGGUGAAGGUAGAAUGUUAA
Lottia gigantea (owl limpet) is the source of this 584-nucleotide messenger RNA. RefSeq lists its product as hypothetical. Bases 171 to 584 code for a protein of 137 amino acids. The transcript is spliced from 6 exons. Gene Ontology annotation, molecular function: protein binding. NCBI's taxonomy places the organism in Eukaryota, Metazoa, Mollusca, Gastropoda, Lottiidae. The record is from RefSeq and is a predicted model, not a curated record.